AAUCGUCCAAAUCAACAAAUAAAACAGAAAAAAAGUUACCAACCAGCAGAGAAAUCCUUACAUAAAUAUGUAGAUAAGAUUAAUGUUGAUAAAUAUGUUGGGCCUAAAAUGUCAACCUCUGCUGUUAAUUCUUUGGCUGUGGCUGGCAGAAAAAUGGACACUGACAGGUUCCGUGGUAAAGACAAAGCAGACAGAGCUACAGCAGAACAAGUUAUGGAUCCUAAAACUAGAAUGAUAUUGUUUAAGUUGUUAAGUCGUGGGGUGAUAUCAGAGAUAAAUGGUUGUAUUAGUACUGGGAAAGAGGCCAAUGUUUAUCAUGGUACUAGUAAUCUACAUCCUGAUAGAGCUGUUAAGGUGUAUAAAACUUCCAUCUUGGUUUUCAAAGAUAGAGAUCGUUACGUUUCUGGAGAAUUCAGAUUUCGUCAUGGUUACUGCAAACAUAAUCCACGUAAAAUGGUAAGGACCUGGGCAGAGAAAGAAAUGAGGAAUUUAAUCAGAAUUCAUCAAUCUGGUAUACUUUGUCCACAACCUAUUUUACUACGCAGUCAUGUUUUAGUGAUGGAAUUUAUAGGCCAGGAUGGAUGGCCAGCCCCAUUACUGAAAGAUGCUGAUAUAAGUGAGUCGAAGGCAAGAGAACUAUAUUUAGAUAUUCUUCACAUGAUGAGAACGUUAUAUCAUGAAUGUCGUCUGAUACAUGCUGAUCUAAGUGAAUUUAAUUUAUUAUACCAUCAAGGUUCUGUAUAUGUAAUAGAUGUAUCUCAGGCAGUUGAACAUGAUCACCCUCAUGCUCUAGAAUUUCUACGUAAAGAUUGUACCAAUAUUACUGAAUAUUUUAAGAAGUUAGGUGUUUGUACAAUGACAGUGAAAGAGUUAUUUGAUUUUAUAACUGAUGUAUCUAUAAAUAAUGAUAAUAUUGACCAAUACCUUGAUAAAGCCAUGGAGAUAUCAGCUAAUCGUAGUGUAGCUGAGAGAACAGAACAGGAGAAAAUAGAUGAAGAGGUAUUCAAAAAUUCAUUCAUACCUCGAACGUUAGAAGAUGUCAUCCAUUUUGAAAGGGAUUAUCAUAAAACAUUGGUGGGAGAAACUGAUAAUAUUCUCUAUAAUAAACUCACUGGUCUGGAUAUUGACCAUAAACAGGUGAGACAAUAUUUCUACUUAUUUUAG
This is a messenger RNA of Lottia gigantea (owl limpet), 1164 nucleotides long. RefSeq lists its product as hypothetical. Gene Ontology annotation, cellular component: preribosome, small subunit precursor; cytosol. Gene Ontology annotation, biological process: maturation of SSU-rRNA. The record is from RefSeq and is a predicted model, not a curated record. Gene Ontology annotation, molecular function: protein serine/threonine kinase activity; ATP binding. The transcript is spliced from 10 exons. The annotation marks the transcript as partial. NCBI's taxonomy places the organism in Eukaryota, Metazoa, Mollusca, Gastropoda, Lottiidae.